Molecule: messenger RNA, 1935 nt
Organism: Geodia barretti
Lineage: Eukaryota; Metazoa; Porifera; Demospongiae; Tetractinellida; Geodiidae
Source: the annotation of a GenBank genome assembly
GGACGAAAAAUGUCAAAUUCCAGUGUUUCGUCAAACCGGUUCGGUGGGUCAAGCAUCAGUAGUGGUAGCAGUGGUCCCCACCCCCACCCCCUACUCGGUCCAUUGGUCCUGGUGGUGGCCCCCCACCCCCUAAUCGCGACCGUGGUUUCUCUUCGUCCGGUUCGGGAAGCAAUUUGUUUCCGAAGAAAACCCAUCAUCGCCACGGUCACCAAGUCCAAACCCACCCAGCGGUGUUCCCACAGCAACAAUGCCAAGAAUGGCUCCACCCCCUCCGCCUACUCGUGGGGGGCCCCCUCAGAAUGGAGGAAUUUCCAGUCCCCCCAGAUUCAAUGUUGGGGGGUCAAACAGACCACCGCCCCCUGGAAGAACUCAAGCCCCGCCCCCUCCCCCAUCCUCGUCAAGACCACUCCCACCUCCGCCCGGGCGGGAGAGCUUGUCUAAUUCAACUGAACUACAUUCCCCACCUGGCAUGUCGUCACGCCCCCUCCCAGCUCCACCUGGACCCCCUGCUUUCCCGGGGGGCCGACCUAAUAAUGACAGGAGACCCACUGCGUCUCGUGCGGGCGGAGCUCCCCCUCCACCCCAACGUUCCCUUCCCCCUACCCCCUCUUUCACUGACCGCCACCCUUCACACCUCAACAGAAGAAGCCCACCGCAUAAUGUUCCCACGGCGACGAUGCCUCGUAUUCCACCUCCCCCUCCGCCCACCAGAGGAGGCGGAGGCUCGGGUGGAGUACCGCCUCCCCCGCCCCAUCGGGACCUCCCGGGCGGAGUCGGUGGCCGAUCAGCUGCCCCGCCUCCUCCCAUUCCUGAUCGAUCCCCGCGACAUUCUGACGAUGAUUUAGAGAACAGGUUUUCGUUCCAAACGCGUCUCCCUCCACCAGAGAUGUGGAAGGCUGGACCCAAGACCUAUCCCAGCAUGAGUGCUCAGGGCAAAGGAGGAGCAAGAAAUCGAAGGUCUGGGACAGCUCAAGGUGGUGGGGGAGGAUACAUAGACAAUCGAGGCAGACAAGCUCCGCCCCCUCCUCCACCCACAAGAGACGCCCCUCCAUUACCACCUCGUUGAAGUGGGCGUGGCUAGCCUUAUUAAUGUGCUACCAGUAAUCACAUAUCUUCUCUAGUUAUUUGCCCAAUUUGGCAUUGUGUGAAUUCCUUAGUUGUAAGUCACCUGAUGGUCAUGUGACUUGUGCACCGAACCUGCAUGUUGUUCUAUAAUUAGCAGCACUCAUUAAUAGUGUAUAGCAUUAUUUAUCAUCUCUUGUAUGUCAUGUUGUGUGAAAGUGAUUCUGUUCCGGGUACAACUUUCGUUGUGUGUUGAUUUACUUAUUAUUAUUAUUCAGGUGCACAAUUGUUUUUAAACUGUAUUAACGAGUUUUUUUUGUUUGUGCGAUUAUGCUUAGACCUUGUAUUAUUAUUAUUAUCGUCAUGGUAAAUGCUCAUGCCAUAAUUGCAUGCAAGUUGAAAACAAUUUGUGCAACUAACAGCUAGCUCCCGACAAUAAUGUAAUCAAGUAGCCAAUAAAAUAAUAAUAUUAAUCGUAGACAACACAUUUUGUGACUAAAAUAAGAAAAAGAAAAAUGGAUGGGCCGCAUGCAAAAUCCCAAAAAAUUAAGUGUCUGAUAAUGUAUUAGAGGUCCGACGAUUCGCGCUUCUUUUUGGAUUUCUUCCUCCAUUUCUUGGACAUUGACUUCAUCACGGAAACCUUCUUUGUGUGAGGUUUUGACUCCACCUUAACCACGCCCCCUCCCCUUGCUGCCGUCGGCUCCGGUGUGUCUGUCUUGAAAGACGCAGCCGUUUGGUUCAUCUCCUGGCCCAGCUGGUCAAAGGAGUCACUGAGGGGAGGCAUGACGAGGGUUGCUAGGGACGACACGACAGUGAUACCAUGUUCCACACUGGAGUAGUUGAGCAUGUCUUGAACCUGUUGAACCACAUCCU